GUCAUCUGUAGCCAUUUCCUGUCAUCAAUCUUCGCAUUAACAAUUGAGGUGACCGCCUCCCGCAUUAAGUCGUCAAAUUCACACAGGAUCUCGGGAUGUUCAUAGCACUGGCUGCUGCGUAAAGUAUGCAUUAAUUUCGGCACGCUGAGGCAGUUUCGGAGGAGGUACAGCGCUUGCUGGGAUGGCAGCAGUUUCAGCCUUUCCACCAGUAUCUCAAUCUGUUGAAUUUUUCCCCGCAAAAAAGAUGGCACUGCGACUACGCUAACGGGUGCUCCCAGUAGCGUAAGGUUAUCCUUCUCUAAAAUCUCAAAUUCUGGCCAUUCCCAUACCAACCGGUGCUUGGCAGCCGCCCGCAUCUUUAUUGUUUUAUUCUGAUUUUGUACUUAUGCCCGGUGAGGGGCUAAAGUCCUCCCAGUGCUUAUGAUCGGGCCGUUGAAUGGUGGAGUCCUCGAUGUUUACGUCUUCUGGCCCGUUCUGGGGUUCUUGCCCUUACAGUGGGAUCCAUAACGGUCGACUGCUUCCCCAAAUCCGAAGUUUCCCGAACACGAUACAAUGGAAGUUUUUUUUGUGUUUGCGGAUUCUGUCGUCAGGCGGGCCAAUAGGCUCUUGGAUACUGCAGAUGGGGAUCAGGACGGCAUUGAAGGAGCACUAGCGCAGAUUGAAUAUUUAACUGGUUACACACGGGACAUAUGCGAAAACUUACCUGACGAAGUGACGGGAGAUGCUCAGCAGUUAUUCGACGUUUUGCGAGACUGUUCAGAGGCCUUGCAUCAGCUACUGCGGGAAGACGACAAUGGGUCGGAUUAUUUCUAUGAAAUUAAUGGCGGCACCAAUAAAUAUGGAAAAAUUUGUAUUCCGGAUAACGAACUCGGUGAAAUGCGAUGCGAAGGCUUCACAGUUAAGGAAAUUGCUGGGUUUUUUGGAGUCACGACACGGACGAUCGAGCGCAGGCUAGUCGAAUACAAUUUAAAUCACAAGUACAGCGAAAUAUCCGACGAUCAAUUGGACAUUGCAUGCGAGAAAUACUCAGUUCGUUUGUGAAUGUUGGAUAUCGUUACGUGUGUGGUCAGUUAAAGAGUGCUGGAUUGUAUAUCCAGCGAGCUACGAUUCUUUCAUCUCUGCGACGCUUGGACCCAUAUGGUGUUGCUAAUCGGUUUUUCAACUUGGUCACUCGUCGUAAAUACUUCAACCCUGGUCCGAACGCGUUGUGGCACAUGGAUGGUAAUCACAAACUGGUGCGGUGGGGAUUUGUUAUUCAUGGAAUUAGGUGUCGAGGAAACUCGGCACCUUUUGAUCCAACGUAACGGCAUUGGUUUUUGUGGUAUAACUGAAUAAAGAUACUUCUUUGCAAUGCAUAAUCUACCUUGUGGAUCCCAAAUGUCAAUUACAAGUAAACAUACAAGUUACAACACAGGACUUGUGUGUAAUAAUGUGUAGAAGUAGGAAGCCUCUGUUUUGUAGUUGUUUUGCAUUAGUGCCAGUUGCUUUCCAACCAAGUC
Molecule: messenger RNA, 1499 nt
Organism: Paramacrobiotus metropolitanus
Lineage: Eukaryota; Metazoa; Tardigrada; Eutardigrada; Parachela; Macrobiotidae
Exons: 5
Coding region: 553-1041 (162 amino acids)
Source: RefSeq, a predicted model, not a curated record